This is a messenger RNA of Mucor velutinosus, 1782 nucleotides long. RefSeq lists its product as uncharacterized. Gene Ontology annotation, molecular function: metal ion binding; RNA binding; ubiquitin-protein transferase activity. The record is from RefSeq and is a predicted model, not a curated record. The coding region runs from base 1 to 1782 and encodes 593 amino acids. Lineage: Eukaryota; Fungi; Mucoromycota; Mucoromycetes; Mucorales; Mucoraceae. Gene Ontology annotation, biological process: protein ubiquitination. Gene Ontology annotation, cellular component: CCR4-NOT complex. The transcript is spliced from 7 exons.
AUGGACUCUGACGAUGACCUUGAUUGCCCUCUCUGUAUGGAAGAGUUGGAUAUUGCCGACAGAAACUUCAGACCUUGUCCUUGUGGAUACCAGAUCUGUCGGUUUUGCUGGCAUCAUAUCAAGGAAAACUUGAAUGGUCGUUGUCCCGCUUGUCGUCGAGAAUAUUCUGAAGAAAUGGUAGAAUUUCAACCAGUGAGCGCAGACGAAUUGCAACGUAUCAGAAAAGAAAAGAGAGAAAAAGAAAAGCAGCAAAAGGACAUGGAAUCUGCUAAUAGACGGCAUUUGUCUAGUAUGCGUGUUGUUCAAAAGAAUUUGGUAUAUAUUAUUGGUCUUCACCCUCGCUUAGCAACAGAAGAGAUUGUUAGAUCCAACGACUACUUUGGUCAGUUUGGUAAAAUCUCCAAAAUUGUUAUUAAUAAGAAACCAGCACUUCCUGCAUCGCAAAUGACCUCUCUACCAAGUGCAGCGGUCUAUGUCACUUAUUACAGAAAAGAGGAUGCCGCCAAAGCAAUUGCAGCUGUUGAUGGUAGCGUUAUUGCUGAUAGAGUAGUCAGAGCAUCCUAUGGUACCACAAAAUACUGUACCUAUUAUUUACGUAACAUGACAUGCCCAAAUCCAAAUUGUUUGUAUUUGCACGAACAAGGCGAGGAUAUGGAUACAAUUUCAAAGGAGGAAUUGGCUACUGGCAAACACCAUAUGCGAGACAUGUUGACCGAAGAUGGCGACGAUGAGCAUGGCGAUCGUCACAGAUAUGAGGGAUCCAGCUCACAUCAUAAUCACCAUCACCCACAACAUUCAACGCCUCAACAGCAGCGUCCUCAACUCUCCAGCGAUGAUUUCCCGGCUGUAUCCAGCAGUUCAAAGACCAGCAACAAGGUUACAGACGACUCAGCAUUGCCAGCCUCAGCUUCAUGGGCCAAGGUGGGUGUUAGCAGUACACCCUCUACACCUGUUCUUAGUGUCUCAGAUGCAUUCGGGCCCACACUAUCAGCAGCAGUUGCAGCCUCUCAACAAAAGACACAAUUCCCUCCUAUGCCCAAACGUAAGAGUGAAAAGAAAAAGCGAAAGGAGCAAUUGCAACAACAAAAGACCACAACUGAAGCUUCCACCUCACAACCUGCUACACCCAAAUCGGUUGCUGCUACAAUUACUUCGCCUUCCAUAUCUUCUUCUGUCAAUGGUAAAUCUGUCACUGAAGAAUCACAACAAGAUGAGUCUGUGGCAUCCUCCUCCUCGCCAUCCUCUUCAAGUGGACCCUCUCAACAGCAACAAUCAGCAGAGCACGACAGCGUUGCGGCAUCAGCUACUACACAACCUUCUCUAUUCGACCUGGGGCUAACAGGCUUUGUUCUCGGUCAAGCUUACAAGGAUUUAUGUCCAUUACCAACAGAGGCAGAAUUUGAAAGCAAACAAAGACAGGACGAUCAAGCAGCUGAAGAGCUUACAUUGGGUGUAUCAGCAUUGUUACUGGGUGAUGAUGCUAAGGCUGAACCUUCUCCAGCGCAACGAAACUUGGAAGCUAUUCAAUCAGCAUCUACUUCAAAACUCAUUCCUUCUACCAUUCCAUCUGUGCUCGACUUUCUCACAUACUCUACCCCUACACCAAAGUACACUAGCAUGUUCAAUCCCUUUGCUCAUAUGAGUAUGUUGGGUGGCCAACCACAACAGCAGCAACAACCAAACAAUGGUGGUAAUGGUGCUGCUGCUGCUGCCGCUGUUCUGAACAACAACUUGGAUUCUCCCAUUAGAAGACACUCCAGAUUUGGAUUUGCUCAAGCAUAA